Messenger RNA from Knipowitschia caucasica, 2223 nucleotides. The record is from the annotation of a GenBank genome assembly. Lineage: Eukaryota; Metazoa; Chordata; Actinopteri; Gobiiformes; Gobiidae.
AUGGCGCUGUUGCUCAAGCAGCGGGAGCACGCACAGUUUAAGUCCAGACAGAACUCAGCGGAUACAGACGCACUGCAGCUGCGCUCCGCUACUGACACCGAGACUGACGGGACUGACGGGACUGAGGAGCUCCGGGCCAGAGCCGCAGGGGACGCUGCUCUGGACCAGCUCCAGACCACACCCAGGGACCAUGGACCUUCUGUAGACCAGCUCCAGACCACACCCAGGUCUAGACCUCUGUCCAGUAUGUCCUGGUCUGUCCUCCCGCUGCUCCUGUUCUGGGUCCCAGCCGCUCCUCGCCCCCCCGCCCCCCUGCCCUCCUGCACUGUGACCCAGACAGAGGUGUUCUGCCGGGACCUGUCCCUCCGGACCGUUCCGCAGAACCUCCCCGAGGGCAUCCACACCUUAGACCUGUCCCACAACCAGCUCCAGAACCUCAGCUUGGAAACCCUCGCCUUUGCCCACAGUCUACACCGCCUCAACCUCCGCGGGAACAAGAUCCAUUUCAUCCAGCCCGGUCUAUUCGCCGCCAUGACCCAGCUCAAAGUCCUGGACCUGUCCCGCAAUCACCUCAGCGCCUUCGCUGUGCACAGAACCCAAGUCGGACCGCUGAGGUCUGUAGAGUCUCUGGAUCUGUCGAGUAACGGACUCUACACGGACAUGACCGCUUAUUUCCUGAGCGAUUCUCCGGUGUUGCUCAAUCUGUCUCUCAGUGGAAACAGCCUCACCAAGAUCUCCGGCGACGCCUUCAGGGGAUCCCGACUGCUGCGGAAAGUCAACCUUCACAACAACGUGAUCAUGGAGAUUGAGGAUGGCGCGUUCGACUCGCUGGACCACCUCGCGGAUCUCGACCUGUCCAAGAACUCCAUCAACUGCAUCACAGACUUCAACCUCUACAACUUGAAGAGCCUCAACCUGAGCCAGAACAGCCUGGAGCUGUUCCAAAGCACACCGUCUGACGAGAUCUCCAAACUGGUUUCCCUGGACUUGAGCCAAAACAAACUUCCACUUCUGCCUCUUAUUCCCAGGAAGAACAAGCUGGAAUACCUGGACGUGUCUCGAAAUCAAAUUCAAGGCGUCAACGUCACGGGGAGCUACCCCGGACAGAUAUUUUUCCUUUGCACGUGUCUCGUCCAACCUCCCAGUUCCACAAAGCAUUACAACUGUUUCCACCACUUACGAUUCCUCGACAUGAGCUACAACAACUUCCAAACCUUACCCGAGUCUCUUUUCUACACCAUGCUUUCGCUCGAGGCCCUGAACGCUAGCAACAACUGCAUAACGUCUUUCAUUCUCACUUCUGAUCUUCUGCCCAAAGUUCGCACCCUGGACUUGAGCGACAACUCACUGCAAACAUUUGAGAUCACUGAGAAAAGUCUGCCAUUGCUUGAGGAGCUGUAUCUGAAUGGGAACAUUCUCAGCACCUUGGACUUCCAGACCUUCCAAACUCUUCCUAAUCUUCGGCGAUUACAUCUCCAGCAGAACGCCAUCCGGAUAUGUCCGCACAGCUUUGCCGAUGCAGCACCUUGCGUCUCAUUUAAGUCCAACCCCAAUUUAGAAUAUCUCAACCUCUCUGAGACCCACCUUGAGACAGUUCCAGCCCUCGCUUUCAGGAACACGUCUCUCAAACAUCUAGAUCUUUCCCUCAACCCCGGCUUGGCCUUGCAUUACAACUCCUUCUCGGGACUAGAACACACUUUGGUGCGUCUCUUCUUGAAGGAAAACAACAUAACUGUUAUAAAGUCAGACUUGGCUUUGCUUACGAGUUUGAAGUACGUGGAUCUUUCUACCAACCAACUCACCGCCCUCCCCACGUGGAACCGAGAGUCCUCCAUUGAGUCCUUAAACUUGCAGAACAACAACCUGGUGACUCUAGACUACAGCACGGUUCUGGCGCUGGAACAUUCGCUGAAGACGCUGUACGUGGGAUCCAACCCGCUCAGCUGCUGCUCCAACCUGCCCUUCCUACAGAUGCUCCAGAGGUCGGCCGUGGUGGUGCCGGACAUGGAUGCCGUCACCUGCGUCUACCUGGAGGACUCUGAGCCGGUGAACAUGGAGAAGGUGACCCAGGAGAUGUGCGAGAACCUGCAGAACGGCAGCGUGAACGUGGUCAUGAUGGCGGUAGCGGCGCUGGUGCUGAUCGUGGCCCUCGUGCUCCUCGUAAAGUGCUGUCAGUCCAGGAAGAACAAGAGUCGGAGUCGGAGUUGGAGUUACAGGGCGUAG